AUUCCGUAUAUUGAAUCAUUGCUUGGCGGCCAUUUGCAAACUCGGCACGUCUUAAAAGCUUCCAAAUUUGAAUUACGCGGGAUUUUUUUAAUAAUGAAUUUAAGGUUGCAUGUGUUCUUCGGCCAGUUACUGUGGAUAGUUUCGGUUUUAAAUGGCAAGACAGUCGAAGGUAUUCCAGGCUAUGGGAGAAAUUUAAUUAUUAAGGCACUCCCAGCAAUAGAAGACUUCCAGAGCAAUGUUUACGAAGUUUUCAUGGAACCAUAUCUUUAUGGCCUCGGUGGACCGAUAUCAUCCAGCGAUCGCGCAGAAAAACAGAUUGAUUUGACACGCGACCCCCGGUCUAUUGGUCUUCAAGCAAUUGCCUACCUCAGAGCUGACCAGGAUUCCGGAGUCACAGGGGAAUUGGUUUUCAGACAAGUGAUUCCCAAUGGUCCUGUGGUUAUCGAGGGUAACGUGACCGGUCUACCUGCGGGGCUACAUGGAUUGCACAUCCACCAAUCUGGUGCUGUGAAGGAGAACUGUCAAGAUAUUGGACCGCAUUUUAUUGCAUACUAUGGUCGUCAUGGCGGACCUCGUGAUAACAUUCGCCACGUCGGAGACCUUGGCAACAUAAAGGCUGAAGAGGAGACAUUGAACGUGAAAAUAAUUGACCAUCUGAUAUCAUUAACCGGUCCCAGGUCUAUAGUGGGACGGUCCAUAGCCAUAAGUAAGAGCGAGGAUGACUAUGGAAGAUCCAGCACUGAAGAUAGCGCGCUUACUGGUACAUCUGGACCUUCCAUUGCAUGCGGCGUGAUCGGAUACUUGAACUAAGCUUUUAUGUUAUAAAUUGAUAUAAACUUUUUGUAUUACUCUUAUACCAGUAGUGUAGACCAUUAAAAUUAUCCACUUAUAACAACUAAGGGUAUAGAUUCAGAGUCGAGACUUAGUUAUGAGUAUGACUUAUGACCGUCAUAUGUCAAAAAACGGAUUUGACAUAAUGUUUAAAGAACUUUAUUUCUUAUUAAAAAAAUGAUAUUUUUUUCACAUGAGAAACUUAAUACGAACGAGUUGCACGUCGCCAUCAGACAGCCGUCCCAAUUUUAGUCUUCAAGGUCUUUUGACGUCUUUAAUGCCCUUUUAAAUCGAUUAAUCACGCUAAUUUUUCGAAUUUUAGACGGUAAUUUACAUACUAAGUCUCGACUCUAAAACAUAGGGUCAAAGUUUUAGCGCUAAAUGUGGCUUCCGGUUGUCAAAGACGUUCAAACCUUACCAGGAACUUCGACAAUGUCUAUUUAAUUUUUACCUUGUCUUCAAAUAUAAUGUCACCAGGUUGUUAGGUAUCUAUAUUUUUCACUGCACAAAAACUUGGUUAUGUUGUAUAAGCCUUUUCUGACGCAAUUUAUAUCUUAGAAACGUAUGUUAGCCUCUAUGGUCAAUUAUCAUAAAUUAAGAUAAGAUUUUAUUUGUAUAUAAUUUUUAAAGAAUGUAUAAAAUAUACACGCAAUACAAUAAAUGUUAGGAAACAAAUAUCAUUUAUCAGAUUAUUCUUUGUAAUGGAUGAACUGUAUAACUUAUGAAAUGAUAUUAAAAAUUAUUUUAUCUAAAGCUUCAUAAUUAGCGAGUUUAUAUAAAAACACGCUUCGAUAAAAAGGACAACAACAAUUAUUUCCUUAUGAGAUGUGAAGUUUUUUUGUAGAGUUCCCUCGAAAGGUGAAGGAAAAAAUCGUAAGGAAGGCAUGUCGACCCAAUAAUGUAUCAGGCACAGAAGGUUGACGGCCUCCUUGCUUAUUAGAAAAAACAAAAUAUGAUCGCGAAACAGAUAACAAUAUCUGAGGCCAAGACAUAAAAGUAGCCUUCCUCAAUUUACUUAACUGCGUAAGGACACAAUUUUCAAAGCAAAUCUAUUUUGCUUACAACAUUCGCAAACUUGUUGUUUUCCUGGGUAAUUUUGUACAAAAAACUUUAAUCUUCCUUAAGUAUUUACAAGUUAGAAAAAAAAUAUUUGUUAUAGACUUUAAAUAAAAUUCUUUCACACACCUACAACCACUCA
Molecule: messenger RNA, 2029 nt
Organism: Pieris napi
Lineage: Eukaryota; Metazoa; Arthropoda; Insecta; Lepidoptera; Pieridae
Product: superoxide dismutase [Cu-Zn]-like
Exons: 4
Coding region: 94-810 (238 amino acids)
Biological process (GO): removal of superoxide radicals
Molecular function (GO): copper ion binding
Source: RefSeq, a predicted model, not a curated record